This is a messenger RNA of Brassica napus (rape), 783 nucleotides long. Its product is annotated as nascent polypeptide-associated complex subunit beta-like. The record is from RefSeq and is a predicted model, not a curated record. Lineage: Eukaryota; Viridiplantae; Streptophyta; Magnoliopsida; Brassicales; Brassicaceae. The coding region runs from base 123 to 620 and encodes 165 amino acids. The transcript is spliced from 6 exons. Gene Ontology annotation, cellular component: cytosol; nascent polypeptide-associated complex.
CUUCGAUAGCAUAUAGUUAAAGACGCAAAACUCUCUUGCGCCGCCCGCGUCUCUCUCUCUUCGCUUGUUAUCUCUUUCCACUCUCUGUAGAAACACAGAACCCUAAUCAUCAAAAUCUCAAGAUGAAUCGCGAGAAGUUGAUGAAGAUGGCCAACACUGUCCGCACUGGCGGCAAGGGUACAGUUAGAAGGAAGAAGAAGGCUGUGCACAAGACCAAUACAACUGAUGACAAGAAGCUCCAAAGCACCUUGAAGAGAAUUGGUGUUAACUCCAUUCCAGCUAUUGAGGAAGUUAACAUCUUCAAGGAUGAUGUUGUUAUUCAGUUCACCAACCCUAAGGUUCGAGCUUCAGUUGGUGCAAACACAUGGGUUGUUAGCGGUUCUCCUCAGACCAAAAAAUUGGAAGAUAUCCUUCCUCAGAUUCUCAGCCAUCUAGGACCAGACAACAUGGAGAAUCUCAAGAAGCUAGCAGAGCAGUUCAAGAAGCAAUCUCCUGGUGGAGGUAAUGUCCCAGCAACCAUUCAAGAGGAUGAUGAUGAGGACGAUGAUGUCCCUGAACUUGUAGCUGGUGAGACUUUCGAAGCCGCAGCUGAAGAGAAAGUAGCUGCUGCUUCUUCUUAAAACAGAAGAGCGAGAGACCACAAACAACAAAAACCGCACUUAUGAGUUUUACAUAUCAUUAUUAAUGUUUGCUCGCUCGAUCCUCUUUUUGUAGUGUUUCCUACCAGAUUCUUGUUUCCAGAUAAUGAUUUAUGGUUUUUAUCCAGUUGAUCUGUUUCUCUCA